AUGGCUUCACGGUCCUUCUCCGCUGUAUUCGUCGCCCUCUGUGCCUUUCAGGACAUCAAGUUCGUGACGGGCAACGCCACUGACUGCGACACUGAGUGCGCGACAACUUACCCUGGGUCAUAUUGUAAGUAUUGGAAGACGCCAAGCACUUGCUUCGGCUCGGAUGCAUCAUGCUUCUGCGGCACGAGUGAACCGACUGAAGCUCUCCGAGGUUCCACAUCCUCUGCUGCAGUGACGGAUGAGAUUACUGAGGCCGCUACAAGCGAAGGAGGUACGACAGCAGCUCCCGAAGCAACGAGUACGACUGGUUCUGAAGCUACUGACGAACCCACAGUAGCGGCCAGUACAGCUGUUAUGACCGAUGAGGUGGCUGUCACUUCUGCACCUCCUGUGACUGGCGAAGUGACCAUCAGCACGGCAGCUGGAGAAGCUCCCGGUAGAGACAAGGAGGAUUCUGAUGCUACCACCCAGGUCGCUACGGAGGCUGCGACUGUCACGACUACGAUCGAUGCUCCUGUUGAGCCUACUACUAUCACGUCCCCUCUACCGGUCAGUACAUCCGCUGUGACCGAUGAGGUCGCUGUCACUACUGCAGCUUCUGUGACUGGCGAG
Perkinsus marinus ATCC 50983 is the source of this 612-nucleotide messenger RNA. RefSeq lists its product as hypothetical. NCBI's taxonomy places the organism in Eukaryota, Perkinsozoa, Perkinsida, Perkinsidae. The annotation marks the transcript as partial. The record is from RefSeq and is a predicted model, not a curated record. The transcript has a single exon.